This is a messenger RNA of Exophiala dermatitidis NIH/UT8656, 2055 nucleotides long. RefSeq lists its product as uncharacterized. Bases 1 to 2055 code for a protein of 684 amino acids. The record is from RefSeq and is a predicted model, not a curated record. The transcript has a single exon. NCBI's taxonomy places the organism in Eukaryota, Fungi, Ascomycota, Eurotiomycetes, Chaetothyriales, Herpotrichiellaceae.
AUGGCGGAUACCGUCAUGACGGACGCGCCUGCGGCCGAUCCUUCCGUUCCAUUCUCCCUGCGACCCCGGUUCAAGAUCUCUGAACUGCCCCUUGUCAAAGAGCAACGUUCGACAAUCGACGCUCUCCUCCUUAAAUUCAAGAAGCAAGGCGGCUACGAUAUCCUACGGAAGCAAAUUUGGGCAUCGUACAACAGUUCAGACGCUAAGACAACCCUUAUUGAGCGGAUCCAAUCCAUUGCAGAAGCCGAGAUCGAGAAAGACCCCAAUCUGCUGAGUCGUGAACGGGGCAAAGCAGCCACAUUGAUCCAGGGUGCAGUCGACAGAAGCGGCGUUUACCAAGAUGUCGAAUCAACGAUCGACACUGAGAUUGCAAAGAGUGCAAGCCAAAUGCUUGAUGCCGUACGAAACAUCCGCAGAGCAGAAGUCGGUCCUGAUGUAGCAGAUGAAGAAGAGAAGCGAGGCAGCAAAACAGACGAGCAAUACAGAGCGGAGACAGAAAAUCGGGCUGCCGAACGGGAACGGAACAGGGCCCGAAUGGAGCAGUUGCUACGCGAGACUGCGGAACUCAAGGCUAAGAUCAAAAUGGAAGAAGAAAGAAAGCGGAAGAAGGAAGAAGCUAAACGUGAGGAGGAAGAGCGGAAAAAGCGCGAGGCCGAGGAAGAGGAGAGAAAGGCUGCCAGAGCUAAGCGGCGAGAAGAAGAAGAAAAGCGAGAGGCCGAAAGAAUAAAGGCCAGAGAUGAAAGGCACAGAAAACGAGAGGAAGAACGACGAGAAAGAGAAGCUCGCUACGAGAGAGAACGAGAUAGGGAAAGGGAUCGUGAUCGUGACCGUGAUCUCGAACGCAACCGUGAGCGUGAGCGUGAACGAGAACGGGAACGAGAUCGUGAGAGAGAUCGCGACAGGGACCGCACCCGCAGAAGAAGUGUUGAUCGAAAAGAUUCUCGAGCAGGCUCGAUCAUCUCAAAGCCCUUGCCUACGGACGAAAAGGAGUUGGAAGCGACAGCUCUGGAACUGCUAUUGAACGAAAGCAAACAACUGGCGGAGAAGUCUAAGCAGCGACCAGGAUAUGAUUUCGAAAAAUCUGAAGUCCAUGAAUCAUCUCGCAGAUAUGGUGGAUCUGAUCGCUAUUCAAGAAAAAGAGAAAGAUCCAGGGACAGUUACAGACGUGAUCAUGACCGACGAAGCAGAUCUCGUACUCGCCGAGCAUCUAUCCAAGAAAAGGACAAGCCGAUUGAGAAGGGAAGGGAGAGGGAGCGGGAGCGAGUGAAGGAGACCGAGAAGGAGAGAGGAAGAGAGAAGGAGCCGGUGAAGGAAACGGAGAAGGAACAGGAAAAGGAAAAAACUGUCACCCAGUGCCGUCGGAGCCCAAGCAAAGACCGCGAAGAGGGAGAAGCGCAAAGCCAACAAGACUCAGCAUCGCCAGUUCCUGAGAAACCCAGCACCACCCGAGAAAGAAGACCUCGAUCAGCUUCGCCUAUGAACAUUGACCGUUAUGUCCCAGGAGGGGGGUUCCACCGUUCUGAAGAAGAGCGCGAGCGCGCCCGCGAGAGGCGCAAGGCCAGAGAGUUAGAGAGGGAACGCGAGCGUGAGCCACGACGGAAAUAUGAUAGUCAUCGAGGUGAUGCCGAUCCGGAUCGCGAGCGCGACCGUGACCGUGACCGAGACCGAGAUGCAGAUCGAGACAGGGAGAGAGAGAAAGACCGCGACAGGGACGGUGAUCGUUAUCGUGCAAGGGACCGAAGUCGGGAACGCACCCGAGGCCGCAGCAGAGACCGCGAGAGAGACCGUAGUCGCGAUCGGGUCAGAGAUCGCGAACGGGAUCGAAGCCGAGCUCGGGACAGAGACCGAAGUCGUGAUCGCAGCAGGGAUCGAGACAGAGACCGCGAGCGAGAUCGUGAAAGGAGGGAACGCAGUCCUCGACGCCGCGAUGAACGUCGUGAUGACAGACGGGACGAUCGGCGUGACGACCGGAGAGACAGCCGGAGAGACAGAGAUCGCAGUGUUUCCCGCCGAGACCGAGAUAGUGCCAUCGACCGGUACGUUCCAGGCAGAUAA